CUCGAUCUGGGGCGGGCGGCGUAGCAGGCGCAUGCGUGCCCUUCUUUCGCUCAUUUGCGCUCUUAUUAACGAUGAUAAACGCAGUAAACAUUCGCGUAGAGUAGAUUCAAGAUGUAUGGUGUGAUACUUGGGUUUACGAAACAAAAAACCUACGCUAACACGGUGGUAGAAGCGUAUUUGUCUCCGAUACCAUCCCCGUACCAUGUUACCGCCAUAGUUUUUCAUUCGUGGAAAAAACCCUGUGUUUGGGUCUUUUCUGAGGUUUUACCAUAAAUUACUUUUUGUUAGUAUUUAAAUGCAUGUCAGCUCGGGCCACUCUUAAUUUUAAGCGAAGUACCAUUAUUCAGUUUCCUUACAUUUACCACGGUAUUACCAUAGUGUUCUUGGAAGUUCCUCAGAGUAACGUUUAAACUGUAAAGUAAAAUAUUAACGUUGGAUCGUAUUUAUAUACAGACUUUUUUUUUUUUACACUUCACGUUACAUGGGAUUACCAUCACUUUAAUAUAAUACUCAAUAUUUAUCUUAUGAAGACCGAGUAAUAACCUUUUAACAUUAUUUGUAAGGUCCCUGGAAAUUCCAUACAAAGUAAUAACACGACAGGACAGAUGAGGAGCUAUGACGAGUGAAAACCACGCAACAAUAAAGGCAGACUCGGCGAUGGUCAUGUCGCCCACCGGGUCCACGUCACAGGCGGCUCCUUUAUCACCCUCGACCAGCAAACCCAUCCAAGAGCUGCCAGAUGAGCUGGUUCAGGCUGGAUGGUCCAAAUGUUGGAGUAAGAGGGAGAGUCGGCCGUAUUACUUCAAUCGAUUCACUAAUCAGUCACUGUGGGAGAUGCCUGUCCUGGGCCAGCAUGAUGUCAUUUCCGAUCCUCUGGGCUUGAACGCGGCUCCAGUGUCUGGCGAGGCAAUGAGCGACGCAGGUCUGGGCAACGGUCAGCGUAAAAGACAUCCAUCGGAGGACGCUCAAGCAGGCCCUAACAGUUUCAAGAGGCCAAAGGUUGAGAUUCCAGUCACUCCAACCACUCCCACUGUCCCGAUUUCUCCGAGCACGCCAGGAGUCAAACCCUGGGUCAACACCACAGAUGAUAAACAAGGCGCGUCCAGCGUCCCUGCACCGGCUCCGUACCGGCCCUCUGUGGUGUACUGGGACCUGGACGUUCAAACCAACGCUGUGAUCCGCGAGCGAGCCCCGGCGGACCACCUGCCUCCACACCCUGAGAUCGAGUUACAGAGAGCUCAACUCACCACCAAACUACGACAGCACUACCAUGAGCUGUGCUCUCAGCGUGAAGGCAUAGAGCCCCCGCGGGAAUCCUUCAACCGCUGGCUUUUGGAGAGAAAGGUGGUGGAUAAAGGUCUGGAUCCGCUCUUGCCCAGCGAAUGCGACCCGGUGAUCUCCACAUCCAUGUUCAGAGAAAUCAUGAACGACAUCCCCAUCAGGCUCUCUCGUAUCAAAUACAAGGAAGAGGCCAGGAAACUCCUGUUUAAAUAUGCAGAGGCGGCCAAGAAAAUGAUCGACUCCAGAAAUGCAACUCCUGAGAGUCGGAAAGUGGUGAAGUGGAACGUCGAGGACACGAUGAACUGGCUGAGACGAGACCAUUCUGCCAGCAAGGAGGACUACAUGGAUCGACUCGAGCACUUGCGGAAGCAGUGCGGGCCUCACGUGGCGUCCGUCGCGAAGGACUCCGUCGAGGGCAUCUGUUCAAAAAUCUACCAUAUUUCUGCAGAAUAUGUGCGCAGGAUCCGCCAGGUGCACCUUACUCUGCUUAAAGACUGCAACAUCUCAGUGGACGGCACCGAACCGAAGGAGGUCCAGGACCGGUUGGUGUAUUGUUAUCCAGUCAGACUGUCCAUCCCGUCUCCUCCUCAGCCGCGUGUUGAGCUGCACUUCGAGAAUGACGUUGCUUGUCUGCGGUAUAAAGGGGAAAUGGUGAAAGUCAACCGCGGACAUUUCAGCAAACUGGAACUCUUGUAUCGGUACAGCUGUAUUGAUGACACGAGGUUUGAAAAGUUCCUAUCUCGUGUGUGGUGCCUUAUCAAAAGAUACCAGGUGUUGUUUGGCUCCGGAGUGAACGAGGGGUCCGGUCUGCAGGGAGCGCUGCCUGUUCCUGUCUUUGAGGCUCUCAACAAACAGUUUGGAGUUACAUUCGAGUGCUUUGCUUCUCCUCUUAACUGCUAUUUCAAGCAGUUCUGCUCCGCGUUUCCAGACAUUGAUGGCUUCUUUGGAUCUCGAGGGCCAUUUCUCAGCUUCUCUCCAGCCAGCGGCUCUUUUGAGGCCAACCCUCCGUUCUGUGAGGAAUUCAUGGAUGCCAUGGUGACACACUUUGAGGAUCUUCUGGAACGCUCCAGCGAGCCGCUGUCCUUCAUCAUCUUUGUGCCCGAGUGGCGUGACCCGCCGACCCCUGCCCUGACACGGAUGGAGGCCAGCCGCUUCCGCAGACACCAGAUGAUGGUGCCUGCCUUCGAGCACGAGUACCGCAGCGGCUCGCAGCACAUCUGCAAAAGAGAAGAGAUUUACUACAAGUCUGUCCAUGGAACGGCGGUCAUUUUCCUUCAAAACGAUGCUGGCUUUAGUAAAUGGGAGCCUACCACGGAGAGAAUCCAGGAGUUCCUGUCGGCGUAUAAGGUCUACGGUCGUUCAUUGCCCUCACCUGGUCCUUCUUCCACCAGUACAGGAGACAAAGACUCCAAACCGGUUCAGGAGCAGAGCUCGGCUACGAGUCAAGACAACAGCAGUCCUGUUGACAAGACUGCACCGGACACAACAAACAUUUAGACCGCGGCGCUGGGCGUUUGGCCACGUGCAUGUAUGUAUGUUCAUGGGAAAAAGUCUAUGAUUGUAUGAGAGGUUUAAUAUUGCGCUGUUGGGUUUAGAUGGGCACUGGACAUGUAAAUGUUCACCCAAGAAGAAGAAGAAAGACCCAUAUUUGUUUACUUUCUUCCGCCUGUAUUAUUUAAUAUUAUUUGUUUUAGGACUUUUGAGUUAUGCUUUCAUAAUUGUUGGGUUUUCUAUCAGUGUAUUGAUAGUUUGGUCACUUUUUUUGUUGGUAAAUGUAGUCAUGUAUAUCUUUUUUUAUUUUUGUUGGCCUUUUUAGGGUGAAUCUCAUUGAAAUGUCAUUUCACCCCAAGAUCGAAAGAAAACAUUUUUGCGUAAAGAAAAAACAGAAAGCCUUUUAAGUUUUUCAUUAGCAUCAUCUUCAACAAUCAUGCAAGUUUUUCCAUUUUCAUUCAAGUUUUUGUAGUUUUCGUUAUUCUAAAUGGUUAAUUUUUCAUUGCAUUAUUUUCAGUUGUUAUACAGUAAUUAUUUACUGUAUUACAGUUAAAAAGUUACUACUACAAUUAUAUUUAUAAAAAAUAAAGUCAGUCCAAAUUAAAAAACACAAUGCAACAUGUUAGCACUGGGGUUUCACUACCUAAAUAUAUUUUGCAUUACGGUAGUGAAUUAUUAUUCCUUUUUUUUUUUUUUUGCAUUACAGUGUAUAUAAAAAUAGUAUAAGAUUACAAAAAGUAACAGUUUUUAAAUGGGCUUCAUAUUCUUAUAAGCAAAAUAAAAUAGCGUAUUUCUUUGGUUUGAAAUAAGACAGGCUUUGUGAUAUUCACUCUUUAACUCUGUGCUUUUCUCACUGGCAGAAAUAUGACGCUGUCAGUGAGCUGAUGCACCGAUGCUUGUAUAUUGUUGUUUUAGAUGAUUCAGAAGACGAUCGGCGAUCAGGCAGCUAUAUUUAAAUGCCUUCAUCCUGACAUACGUUAGUGUUAGUGCUUCUCCAAGCAUUCAUCAGUUCCUGUUAAACCCGUUUCUUUUGGAGUUUAGAGGUUAUGUUUGGUUGCUUCAUGUCAGAAUAUUUACUGUAUGUAAUAACAAAAGGUCAGUAAAGAAGCAGAAAAAAUAUUUAUAAUCUAGUUUCCACCCAGUCAUCCAUCUUGGAGCGAAAGCCAGUCAGUUUUCUUUUGUUUCUAAAAUAUUGUACAGAACUCGAUAGCCAAUCUGAAAUUGUAGAACCGUAAGGAUUUUCUACUUUUAUUGCGUUCUUGGUUUCUGUACAGUACAAGCCUGUCCUAAUGUGGCAUUCUGGGUCACAUCAGUUGUAGCAUUUAGGUCUAGCAAGUGGAAAAAGAAAAGUACAAUUUCUUAUUAGUUAUGAAAGCAUUAUUCCAACUGUUUGUGGUGUUUUAUUGAGAAUUAAUUAGAUUGUUAAUAUGGUGUAACUUCCUCUCAUUUCGGGUGUUCAAAAGGAAGCAGUAAAUGAGUGGCUUAUUCUUUCUUUAAUAAUUGCAUUGGUGUCCAGUUAUUAGAAUUGGUUGCUAUUGCCUUGAUUUCACAGUUUCGUGAAAAGUGCUUUAAAAGUUGACUUUUUGUUUUUUAUUCUAAUCAGAGAUUUGUUUACGUGAUGCUAUUGGUUUAAAUUGUAUCACUGGGCAGCGUUUUGAAUGUACAUUUAAAAAAAAAAAAAAAGGAAAAGAGCAAAGUUAUUGAUGGAUUUGUUGCUACAAUUGGACUUGAAAUGUUGCUAUUAUUAACACUACAAUGGUGGAUCUUAUUUUUUGUUUGUUUUUGCCCUGCGAAUACGUAUGUAGAAAUUCAUAUUGUACGCCCAAUCACCUCCAAGAAAGUAUAGGUUUGUUUUGUUGUUUUUAUUAGUGGACUACAUUGUCUUGAGGCCAAACUUGGGAAAUGGCUUUUAUAUAAAAGUUUAAAAGCAUUCCAGUGGUUUGACGUGUAAUGUAACCCAGCUUGCCUUUCAUAAAAUCCAAUAUAACCCUUGGUUUAUACAUUGGGCACUUGUUGGAUAUCUUAGUCCCAGUGGAUCACCAGCAAAACUGUAGAUGUUGUACAGAACAUGGCUAUGAAGUUUGUCGCUUUCCUACAUGGCUCUUGUGCGUUUAUUUGGAAAGAAACAAAAGAUGUCUUUUUCACCAUGCUUUUAAUUUUAACAUUUUGGUUCUAAAUGACUGUUUAUGAAUUAUAAAAAUUAUGAAAUGGUUGUUUUAAACUAAGCCAAAGUGUUAUUAAAAGAGGAGGAUUUUAUCUUGUAUCUUAAAGUAGAAUGGUGUACGAUCGCAUCAGUAAUGCAUACAGUGUAACCAGCAAAAUCAUCCAUUUAUUCAUAACUUUAUUUUUAUAACCUUUUUUUCUUUGUUUUCUUACAAAGGUAUGUUUGGGUUUUUGUUUUGCAUGACCUGAUAUUUUUCAUUACAAAAAAAAAGAAAAGAUGAAUUGUACAGAUCUGUAUUGUUUAAUUAGUCGUACGCUUUGCCACACUAGGCUUUUAAACGAUUUGUAUUUAUCAGUCAUGUUGAUUGGUUUAUAUUUGGUCGCCAUUGCGUUUGAUUCAGCGUCCUCUAAAAUGCCAUGAAUGUCUCCCCUGUAAUCUUAUUCUGAUGAAGACAAAGAUUCAGUGAAUGUAAAUAUGUCUAUGCUUAUAUCAUUUUUCUUCUGCCUGUAUAUUAUAAGUGUUGUGGCAUUUCCCAUCACCUAAAGUGGUAUAAAGUUUUUCCUCUGAAUCAGAAAAGCUCUCAGUAAAAUAUUGGAAUCAUG
This is a messenger RNA of Carassius gibelio (silver crucian carp), 5538 nucleotides long. It is a transcript of the gene pcif1, whose product is annotated as phosphorylated CTD interacting factor 1. Bases 616 to 2778 code for a protein of 720 amino acids. Gene Ontology annotation, cellular component: nucleus. NCBI's taxonomy places the organism in Eukaryota, Metazoa, Chordata, Actinopteri, Cypriniformes, Cyprinidae. The record is from RefSeq and is a predicted model, not a curated record. Gene Ontology annotation, molecular function: mRNA (2'-O-methyladenosine-N6-)-methyltransferase activity; RNA polymerase II C-terminal domain binding. The transcript has 16 exons.